This is a messenger RNA of Paramormyrops kingsleyae, 1401 nucleotides long. The record is from RefSeq and is a predicted model, not a curated record. NCBI's taxonomy places the organism in Eukaryota, Metazoa, Chordata, Actinopteri, Osteoglossiformes, Mormyridae.
GUUACCUGACCCUAACCUGUCUCACUGAUCUCUGAUUUGCCUUUCGACUUGGACUAAGGAAUUGGGAGAGAGCAAAAAUGUGGACUGGACUAGUGGUUCCCAAGGACUGGAUUGAGAAACCCUGGUCAAACAGACCUACACCAAAGUUGGUCAUUUCAGCGGACCGCUGGAUUUAACGUCGCAUACGGAGAUCUAAGGCUUAAAAUGAGGGUUUCGCUCUGGCUGGGAUUGCUGUUCUGCUUCUUCUUGGUUAGAGGCACUGCUCUGAGGGUCUUCACCACCCUUGGGGGGCGGGCCGAACUCCCAUGUAGGUAUGAGUAUGAGGACGCGGGGCCCAUCCAGGAGCUGUCGGUUCAGUGGAAAGGUCCUCAACACCAGUUGUUGUGCCACUUCAUCAAGCACAAGGCAUUCCGUAACUGCAGUGGGGGCUACGCACUGGACUACGCACCUGGGCGGAUCAGGCUCUGCGUGGAGGAGGUGACGGCGGCCGACGCCGGGCCACAUGUCUGCUCCGUCAGCAAGCAGCACGCCUUCACCGACUCCGUCAUCGAGCUCCACCUGACCUCACGAUCUGCCACUGCUGCUCCACUACCCAGUAAAUGUCUGUCAGGAAAGGCAAGAGGCUCUAUUCCUCUGGUCAGCUGGGUUCUGCUCUUGUGCUUCUGGGGGAGGAGAUAAUGCAGGAGUGAGAUCAUCCCGGGGACCAGAAUAAACGGAGCAUCACUGUAAUAGCGCUUGUUUGCACAUACUCUUCUCUGUGUGGCAAAUAAAAGCACAAUAUGGUGAUAAACAGAUGGCCGAGUCGACAGCCAUGUGCCAGACAACUAAAGCUGUAUUUGCUUGCAGUGCCUCCAUAUCGGUGACAGGUGCGUGUUGAGCAAAAUGCUGUAAAUACACUUUAAAAUAGAUAGAAAUCAGAAUGUGCAUCACGGUAUGACACGGGAACAGUUUGCAAUGGAUAAGUAAGGCUUAGCCUUUUGCUAAAUGAGGAAAACAGGUAGCAUGCAUUAGGUUUUAUAAUGUUAACAUCAAAAUAUUACUGGUGGCAUUUAAUGGAGGUUAGGAUUAAAGAUAUCAGGGAUGCCAAUUUUCUUGCAUCUGGUGUGACAUACUUUCAGAAUCUCAAGCUCACGCAAGAAAUCUUAUGGCAAAUCUAUAGUAUUCCAUUAUAAACCUAAAGUUAGCUACGUCAGAAGCAUUGGGUUAGUUUGCAAACCCUGUAGAAUAUUUACAUGGUAAUAAAAAGUGUUACAGUCAUGUUCUAAGGUUUUACAUAUCGAGACAUAAUAAGAAAAUUAUCUGGUCCUUAGCAGGUCUUAAAAUGAGGUAAAUGCAACCUCAGACGGACAACAACACAUAACGUAUUACACUGCAUUGCAUUACAUUAUUUAUUUAACAAAA